UGCUGAUUAUUGGUGCAGUCGUGUGGCGCCUCAUGGUACUGUGGUUGGGGGUAGACCAAUUGGUUGGAAGGUCCAAAAUUAUGUCCAAUGUUUUAAACAUUUUAGGAGGCUUACACAGUUCCGCAGUUCAUUUUUAUCUCAGCUCGUUCUCGCAUUAAGUUUUCCCCUAGUUCUUGAACCCGAAAGCAAAAAGGCUUUCACGUUUGAGGCGUUGGAGAAGGCAGUUAUUUUCUGUCGAACCAUAUUCUACUUUCAUCAAAAAAACACCCCUAUCCGAUGUAUUACUCGUCAUGUUUGGUAUUAUGAACACUUUAAUUGGGGGUGAAUCGGCUUCAACACCCGAAAAGAGCCAAGGCCAACCACAAAAGGACCAAUGUGACAUGUUUAUCAAUGUGGUUUACUCUGGUGACAAAGAGAAGUCUGUAUCACAAAAUCCGAAUCAUGAAAGGUUUCUGAAAAAAAGGAAGUUCUUGGAGCGGAAGGGCUUGCUUAGAUCGAAGUCGGAGCCAUACAUACCCCCAUACAGACAUCGGCGGGACAAGGCCAAAGCAGGUAAAUCCAGUUCGACUGGGAGCAGCACAGAAGGGUCUCACUCUCAACGACCAAAAGUCAUCUUUAAGCACGAUACGACUCGACCCCAACCUGCAAAGGUAAACCCCAAAGUUGAACCCGGUGUACGCCGUCCAGUCUCAGGCAGACCCAGCAAACGUUCAAGGAAAACAAAGAAGCCCACCAUUGCUCAGCGGGCUCCAGUACCAGGAGAUGUGUCGGAUUCAAACCAAAGGGCCAUCUCUUUACUCGAUGGUUUGAACAUCCCAGCACUGGCACCAGCGUCGAUAAACCCCUCAAAGUAUGCCGCCAUAGACUGUGAAAUGGUGGGGGGCGGCCCCCAGGGACAGGUCAGCAUGCUGGCCCGCUGCAGCGUCGUGUCUUAUGAGGGCGACGUGAUCUUUGAUGAGUACAUCAAGCCUGAUCAACUCGUUACGUGCUACAGGACGCGUUGGAGCGGCAUCAGGCCCAAGGACCUGGUCAACGCCAUGCCCUUCCAAGAAGCCAAGAAACGGGUGGCCAAGCUGCUCCAUGGCAAAGUGGUGGUGGGCCACGCUGUCCACCACGACUUCCAGUCCCUGGCCUAUGUCCACCCCCCCUCCCACACCAGAGACACCCAGAAGAUCCCCCUGCUCAACCUGAAAGGGGGCUUCGAGGUGCAGCGGACCGUCUCCCUGAAGAUCCUGAGCAAGGCCAUCCUGAACGACGAAAUACAGACGGGGAAGAACGGCCACUCCUCCCUGGAGGACGCCCGGGCCACCAUGAAGCUUUACAGGGCCGUGGCCAGCGACUGGGAGAAGGUUCUAGCCACUGGAUACAACUUCUGGGGAGUGUUCAAGGGGUUAACCUCUAAAUAAUGUCAAGGAAAGGCUGGCGGGUGUGUUGGUGUUCCAGACCCAUGCGAGUCCAGACCCACCGUAGCAGGGUUUAAUUUGGAUCUUCCCAUGAACACUGUGUAAUUCCAACUAUGGGGCACUCCAACCACUGUUUGGCCCUGGCUCUUAAAUGACAAAGAUUUUUAUUAUUUGAUUUUACAUAAGUUGAAAAAUAAUUUUGACUGAUUUGCUUUAUUGAGGUUUAAUACAAAAAUAACCUCAUGAUACGAGUUUUUUCUAUUUGGUGAUGGACGUGUGUCCCGCCGCAACACAGCUGUGCAGCGCCAUCGUUCUCAAUGGAUCCAAAAUAAAUGACAUGUGUUCCCUCCGUUUAUACGUCUAUUCUUUUCC
This is a messenger RNA of Gadus chalcogrammus (walleye pollock), 1775 nucleotides long. RefSeq names its product interferon stimulated exonuclease gene 20-like 2 (gene isg20l2). Gene Ontology annotation, cellular component: nucleus. The transcript is spliced from 4 exons. Bases 291 to 1406 code for a protein of 371 amino acids. Gene Ontology annotation, molecular function: exonuclease activity; nucleic acid binding. The record is from RefSeq and is a predicted model, not a curated record. NCBI's taxonomy places the organism in Eukaryota, Metazoa, Chordata, Actinopteri, Gadiformes, Gadidae.